Messenger RNA from Phymastichus coffea, 4228 nucleotides. RefSeq names its product protein CLEC16A homolog (gene ema). Gene Ontology annotation, biological process: endosomal transport; regulation of autophagosome maturation; endosome to lysosome transport. The transcript is spliced from 14 exons. Gene Ontology annotation, cellular component: late endosome; endolysosome membrane. The record is from RefSeq and is a predicted model, not a curated record. Bases 58 to 3162 code for a protein of 1034 amino acids. NCBI's taxonomy places the organism in Eukaryota, Metazoa, Arthropoda, Insecta, Hymenoptera, Eulophidae.
GUAAUAUUAAAAAUGAGGAAGAUUUUAGAAUAAAAUUUUAUAAAAUUACCAGUCAAAAUGUUUCGCAGUCGUAGUUGGUUUGGAGGUGGGCUGUGGAAGCCAAAAAAUCCUCACUCUUUAGAACAUCUCAAGUAUUUAUAUAAUGUUUUAUCGAAAAAUCAAACAGUAUCUGAAAACAACAAAGGACUACUGGUUGAGACUUUAAGAUCUAUUGCUGAAAUAUUAAUUUGGGGUGAUCAAAAUGAUAGUGGUGUUUUUGACUUUUUUUUAGAAAAGAAUAUGCUAUCAUUCUUUCUCCGGAUUAUGAAACAGAAAUGUGGGAGUUAUGUAUGUGUUCAAUUAUUACAAACUUUAAACAUUUUAUUUGAAAAUAUUCGUAAUGAGACUUCUUUAUAUUAUUUGUUAAGUAACAAUCAUGUGAACAGUAUAAUCGUACACAAAUUUGACUUUAGUGAUGAAGAAGUGAUGGCUUAUUAUAUAAGUUUUCUGAAAACAUUGAGUUUAAAAUUGAAUGCUCACACAAUUCAUUUUUUUUAUAAUGAGGUAAACCAGCAUACAAAUGAUUUUCCCUUGUAUACUGAAGCUAUUAAAUUCUUCAACCAUUCAGAAGGUAUGGUACGCAUUGCUGUAAGAACACUCACAUUAAACGUCUAUAGAGUGGAAGAUGCAUCAAUGCUCAGAUUUAUUAGAGACAGGACUGCUGCACCUUAUUUUAGUAAUCUAGUUUGGUUCAUUGGAAAUCACAUAAUUGAACUAGACACUUGUGUUAGAAAUGAUGCAGAUCAUCAGAGUCAAAAUAGAUUAGCAGAUUUGGUAGCAGAGCACUUGGAUCAUUUACAUUAUUUAAAUGAUAUACUCUGCCUUAAUAUUGAUGAUUUGAAUAAGGUGUUGUCUGAACAUUUGUUGCAUAAAUUGCUAGUUCCUCUUUAUGUAUAUUCUCUGACAAGACGAAAAAACGUAUUGUGCCAAAGCCAAGAAGAAAGAAAAUAUGUGAGUACAGUAGUAGCACUUUUUUUACUGUCUCAAGUAUUUUUAAUUAUUUCGCAUGGACCAUUAGUGAGAACUCUUGCAACUGUGAUUCUUAAGUCAAAUUUAGACAUUAUCAAAAAUGGUGCUAGUAAAAUUUUAGAGGAAUAUGAAAAUAUGAUAGUUAGUGAAACGAUCGCUUUUUUGCCACCACAAGAGACUCUUGAAAAAUCAUUAGAAAAUUUAAAUGAUACACAAAGUGAUUCAUCAAAAUUGGAAAAUGUCGAAGAGUUGAAUGAAGAUGAAGAAAUGGAAGAAAAUAAAAAAUCAGAAUCAGAUAAUCAAUUUGUAGAUCAGAAAAUUUCAGAGAAACAAAAAGAAAAUAGUCAAGAACAAAUGAAAUUACAGGAAGCGAGUACCUCUCAGGAAGCUGAAACUAUUUCUAUAAUAAGUGAACGCGAUAAAUCAGAAGUCAAUAAUGAAAAUAUAGAAGAUAUCAAGUAUUUGAGUGUAACAGAUGAGGAAAAAGAGCAAAGAUUGGCACUUGAAAGUCCAUUAAAUUCAGAAUCAAUAGAAAUGGCAACUGACCAAGAUUUUUUAUCAAAUAAACCCUUUCUUGAAACAAUAUUGAGUUCUUUGUAUUGUACAGAGAAUGAUUACGCUGCUCUGUUUGCAUUAUGUCUUCUUUAUGCUCUCAUCAAUAACACAGGAGUGCAUCCAGAAACAAUAGGCCUGUUAUUAGCGCCUUUAAAAACAAGUUUCCGCAACCGAUAUCACGAAAUUUUUAUUGCCAGAAUUGUCCAUAUUAUAACCCUUAGUUGCCAAACCAAUGCCAAAGUGAGGCUUGUGACUUUGGAAUUAGCAACUAAAUUAUUAAUACAGUUAGUAAUGAAUGAAAGUGAACAUUUAUUACAAGAUUGCCACUAUGCAGCUAUUGAAUCAGCAAAAGAACAAAGUACUGCACUUCUUCGAAAUUUUUAUAAGAGUGAGGAUAUUUUUCUAGAUAUGUUUGAAGACGAGUAUAGCGAAAUUCAGAAGAAACCAUUAAAAGUUGAGUGGCUGAUGAUGGAUAGCAAUAUUUUGUUACCACCUACUGGGACCCCGAUGACCGGCAUAGAGUUCAGUAAAAGAUUGCCUUGUGGAGAAGUCGAGCGGGCUCGCCGAGCGAUCAGAGUAUUCUUUAUAAUCCGAGAACUAUCGUUAACACUGAAUAACGAAGUUGAAACGCACUUGCCCCUGACGAAUCCUGGCAGCUGUGUUCAAGUUAAUAACGUUCUUGACUUGAAUAACAGCGAUCUCAUUGCAUGUACAGUUGUCUAUAAAGAUGGCCAAAAAAUACGCAGAUUUCUUGUAAUUGAUUCGAUACAAUUGAUUCUCGUCGAGCCAGAUACGCGAAAACUUGGCUGGGGAGUCGCCAAAUUUGUAGGUUUUCUUCAAGAUAUCGAGGUAACCGGUGAUAAAGACGAUUCUCGCUGUCUACACAUUACAGUUCACAAACCUCUAAAUAGUAGUGCAAGCAAUCGCGUACCACUACUCUCAGCAAAAUUCAUAUUUGAUGAUCAUAUCCGUUGCAUGGCUGCAAAACAGAGGUUGACUAAAGGAAGAAUCAAAGCACGACAAAAAAAGAUGAAUCAAAUAGCAAGGCUUCUUGACAUUCCUACUAUUGCUGCACACUGCUCGACACCUCCAAAUUAUGCGUUGAUUGGCCUACGUAACGAUCGAACAGCGGCUCGUGGACAGAGGCUAAAAGAUCAACAGCAGCAGCAGCAACAGCAGCAGCGACUGUUCCAGGUAAACAAGGUACCUGGCUUCGCAACGCAAAUGCGUCGGGAGAGUCUGAGUCGAGUCGCAGUGGGGGCGGUGGUAGCUGCCUCCAGGCGCACGGACAGUAGCCCCAGCGGACCACAUACCCGCGACAACUCGCCCAAGCUACCGCGGCCCCGCAGCGAGGAAAUUCCAUUGGAGGACAUGCGACAACGCAAGACCUCACUCACCUCCAAUUCGUCUUUGGAGCAGGCCAGUGCCGUGACCGUCUGUGCCACUACUGUUGGGCUGACCUCCUGUCCGCCCUCGGCCUCCGCGUGCAAUAGCGCGGAGGCAAGCAAGCGCUCCGAGGAGACUUCUUUCACCGAAAGAUCCCACAGUACUGCUCGUGAAAGCCGCCCUAGAAGGAAGGGCCAAGUCGAGACUGUAUGACUGAGUUGCUGGUUUUUCCUCGGUCUGCUCGUUUUUUCGUGCGAAUAUCUACCGCGUAUUAGAUUUCGCGCUACUGGUAGUUUUACCUUCCUUUCUUUUAUCUACACCUUGCAGCUCACAUUGGAAGCUAGACAAACAUUUUUUUUUCAGUUGCAACAUUUUUAUUAACUGAGUUUAGCAUUACUAGGUUACUAAUAAAGAGUUAAAAAAACCGAAGGUAAGGGUUAUCGAUAUUCAGCCUCAUUAGAAAAUCUGUUUAUUCAAAUAAUAAGAGCUAUAAUUUGAGAUAAACAUGAAUCAUAAUUAAGACGCAAUUAAUUUUUAUCCAAUUCGUAUCUGCUUUUCUUUAACAGAAAUAUAAGCAUCGCUUGAUAGUUACUGUAUAUUUUUUGAUAAGAAUAAUAUAAUACAGAAAAAACGAAUUUAAUUUAACGAUUUAUUUAUUACAAAUGACUGAUAACGUAUAUUAAUCGAAAAUUUUACUUAUUACUUAUUUAUAAACUCUUAUUUACAAAUGUUUAGCUGUUUAUCUUUAAACAAAAAUUCUUCAAAACGAUUCCCUGGAUUUUGAAAUGAGUCUUAUGUGGGCAUUCAUUAAUCUAAUUUAAAUAUUUUUUUGGAAUUUUGUAAAUUAUUCAAAACAUUAGUUCGUUAGUUAGAAAAUUAUUUUUAUCAUGCAUGUUAUUUGUUUGUUUGUACCCCAACUCACAAAUUUUACCGUGUUUGUGUACAAAACAGAGGGUAAACUCAAUGUUGACAUAAGUUAUAGUACCAUUUAUAGUUCUUGUUAACUUCGCGAUUGAUUAUAAAGUAGAAAUUUUUUAAAAAUUGAAAAAAUGCAAUUUUUAAAAUGCUUUCAACAAUCAAAUUUUGAGUUUUAUAGUCCGAAAAUUUAUACAAAUAUUUUAAGGAUUCAGUAGAAUAUUUUAGUAAAAAAAUUGACAAAACAAUUUGACUUCGAGUUAGCGUGAAAUUACGCAUAUGUUAUAUAUUCACAGAUUUUAUAAAUAUAAACAGCUCAAAUUAAUUAUAUUAAUAUUGAUUAAUUAUUAUUACGGGAUAAUGU